Molecule: messenger RNA, 3159 nt
Organism: Rotaria sp. Silwood1
Lineage: Eukaryota; Metazoa; Rotifera; Eurotatoria; Philodinida; Philodinidae
Source: the annotation of a GenBank genome assembly
AUGCGAGCUCUUCAUCAACAGUUGGAGCAGCUUCAUGAAAAACAAUCUGAUCAGUUUAAUAAAAAAUUCACUGUUUAUCGUGGACAAGGCAUUAGUCAAGAUGAUUUUCAACAGUUAUCCCAUAUCAAAGGCGGUCUUCUUUCGUUUAAUAAUUUUUUAUCAACAAGUACCGAACGACAUGUAGCAAUAGGAUUUCUUAAAGAAUCUUUACGAAAAUCUGAACAGAACGUCGGCGUCCUAUUUAUAAUGACAAUUGAACCAGAAAAAAUAACACGAAAAAACAUACCAUUUGCUUCUAUUGAAGAAUAUUCAGCGGUUAAAACAGAAAACGAAAUACUUUUUUCAAUGCACACCGUUUUCCGUGUACAAGAUUUAAAACAAACCACGAUGAACAACAGACCUUUCUGGGAAGUACAACUAACUCUUACUGAUGACAACGACGAACAACUAGCGAAUCUUACCGCUACGAUGAACAAAGAGAUAGAUGGCAGUAGAUGGUAUCGAAUGGGCCAAUUACUACUCAGAAUCGGUCAAUUUGACAAGGCCGAAGAAUUAUAUACGGCACUACUUGAACAGACCUCCAACAACAGCGACAAAGCAGGUAUCUAUAAUCAGCUUGGAGAAGUGAAAUAUCAUCAAGAACAAGACACAGAAGCAAUUGCAUUUUAUGAGAUAUCUCUCGAAAUCCAACGAAAAACUCUACCAGAAGAUCAUUCUUCAUUGUCUCCUAUCUACAGUAACAUCGCUCUGGCAUAUAACGGAAUGGGUGAUUACUCGAAAGCACUUGAAUUUUACGAAAAAUCACAUAAAAUACAAGAAAAAGCUCUGCCUCCGAAUCAUCCCGAUUUGGCUACUUCAUACAACAACAUCGGACUAGUGUAUAACAACAUGGGUGAUUACUCGAAAGCACUUCAAUUUUACGAAAAAGAUCUAGAAAUUACAAAAAAAGCUUUGCAUCCGUAUCAUCCCUCAUUGGCUACUUUGUACGGCAACAUCGGACAAGUGUAUGCCAACAUGGGUGAUUACUCGAAAGCACUUGAAUUUUACGAAAAAUCACAUAAAAUAAAAGAAAAAGCUCUGCUUCCGAAUCAUCCCGAUUUUGCUAUUUCGUACAACAACAUCGGUGGAGUGUAUCACAGCAUGGGUGAUUAUUCGAAAGCACUUGAAUUUUACGAAAAAUCACAUAAAAUAAAAGAAAAAGCUCUGCCUCCGAAUCAUCCCGAUUUGGCUACUUCAUACAACAACAUCGGACAAGUGUAUAACAACAUGGGUGAUUACUCGAAAGCACUUGAAUUUUACGAAAAAUCACUUAAAAUAAGAGAAAAAGCUCUGCUUCCGAAUCAUCCCGAUUUUGCUAUUUCGUACGGCAACAUCGGACAAGUGUAUGCCAACAUGGGUGAUUACUCGAAAGCACUUGAAUUUCACGAAAAAUCACUUAAAAUAAGAGAAAAAGCUCUGCUUCCGAAUCAUCCCGAUUUUGCUAUUUCGUACAACAACAUCGGACAAGUGUAUGCCAACAUGGGUGAUUACUCGAAAACACUUGAAUUUUACGAAAAAUCACAUAAAAUCUUCGAAAAAGCUCUCCCUCCGAAUCAUCCCGAUUUGGCCACUUCGUACAACAACAUCGGUGGAGUGUAUAACAACAUGGGUGAUUACUCGAAAGCACUUGAAUUUUACGAAAAAUCACAUAAAAUAAAAGAAAAAGCUCUGCCUCCGAAUCAUCCCGAUUUGGCUACUUCGUACGGCAACACCGGACAAGUGUAUCAAGACAUGGGUGAUUACUCGAAAGCACUUGAAUUUUACGAAAAAGAUUUAGAAAUUACAAAGAAAGCUCUGCCUCCGAAUCAUUCCCAUUUGGCUAUUUCGUACAACAACAUCGGACAAGUGUAUAAGAACAUGGGUGAUUACUCGAAAGCACUUGAAUUUUACGAAAAAUCACAUAAAAUCUACGAAAAAGCUCUGCCUCCGAAUCAUCCCUCAUUGGCUAUUUCGUACAACAACAUCGGUGGAGUGUAUAACAACAUGGGUGAUUACUCGAAAGCACUUGAAUUUUACAAAAAAUCACAUAAAAUCUACGAAAAAGCUCUGCCUCCGAAUCAUCCCGAUUUGGCUACUUCAUACAACAACAUCGGACUAGUGUAUAACAACAUGGGUGAUUACUCGAAAGCACUUCAAUUUUACGAAAAAGAUCUAGAAAUUACAAAAAAAGCUCUGCCUCAGAAUCAUCCCUCAUUGGCUGCUUCGUACAACAAUAUCGGACAAGUGUAUGCCAACAUGGGUGAUUACUCGAAAGCACUUAAAUUUUACGAAAAAUCACAUCAAAUCUUCGAAGAAGCUCUGCCUCCGAAUCAUCCCUCAUUGGCUACUUCAUACAACAACAUCGGACUAGUGUAUAACAACAUGGGUGAUUACUCGAAAGCACUUGAAUUCUACGAAAAAUCAGAUAGAAUAAAAGAAAAAGCUCUGCCUCCGAAUCAUCCCGAUUUGGCUGUUUCGUACAACAACAUCGGUGGAGUGUAUGCCAACAUGGGUGAUUACUCGAAAGCACUUGAAUAUUUCAAAAAAACACAAAAAAUCUUGGUGGAAUCACUGCCUGCUAAUCACUCGAAUUUAGCUUAUCCGUACAACUGGUUUGGAAAAGUUUAUCGCAGUAUGAAAGAUUACCCAAAAGCACUUGAAAACUUUGAAAAAUGUCUUUCAAUACGUGAAAAAACCCUACCUGAAAAUCAUCCAGAUCGCGCUACUACAUAUAGUAACAUAGGUGAUGUUCAUCGUUUAAUGGGUAAGUAUGAAAAGGCACUUGAAUUUCAUCGAAAAGCCUUAAAUAUUCAAGAAAAUGUUCAAUGUAACCCACUGCAAUGUGCAACGACAUAUAUAAAUUUAGGUGAAACUUAUCGAAAAAUGAAAGAUUAUUCAACAGCAUUAACAUAUUUUCAAAGGGGAUUAGAAAUACGUGAGAAAAAGUUACCAAAAAAACAUCCUGAUUUAGCUGUUGUAUAUCACAAUUUAUCAAAAUUAUAUUUAUCUAGUCGACAAUAUAAUUUGUCCAUGAAAAAUAUUCAACAAGCGAUAGAAAUAGCUCAAGAAAAAUUAUCUUCAACUCAUCCACAUUUCAUUGAAUAUAAAAAAACAUUUGAAAAAAAUAGAAAGAAAAUGUAA